AUGCCGUGCCUUAAACAACCGCGGAGCGACCCGGGAACUACGGCUUUACACUUGGAAUGUGGACAUUACGAUCGAGAGACCGUGCCAAUUCGCACUGUUACAAUAAUUGCAGUUAAUGAAAGUGCCGGCGCCAGUUGGCUGCUUGCGCGCAGGUUGCUGGGCCACGGCGGUUUCAGUCUCAAGAGGUCGGCGUACCUGAGGCUCUGA
Messenger RNA from Babesia bigemina, 207 nucleotides. RefSeq lists its product as hypothetical. The record is from RefSeq and is a predicted model, not a curated record. The transcript is spliced from 2 exons. NCBI's taxonomy places the organism in Eukaryota, Apicomplexa, Aconoidasida, Piroplasmida, Babesiidae. Bases 1 to 207 code for a protein of 68 amino acids.